AUGUAUUAUGAACUACAGCUUGCAGAGCUGCUGAGCUCAGUGUCAGGGAAGCAUCAGACAGUGCACCUGGCCAUCUACCUGCUUGAUAACUUCAUGGACCAGUACGACAUUCAGGACAAGACCAUCUACCUGGUCACCCUCACCUGUCUGCUGAUUGCCAUUAAGGUUGAGGAGGACAACCAGGUUCCGAAGAUCAGUGAACUUAACUCCUGCAUCAACAACGGAUUUCAUCUGCGUGAGUUCCUCCAGAUGGAGCUGAUGUUGCUCAAGGCGUUUGCUUUCGAUCUGACGAUCCCGACGGCCGCUCACUUCGUAUGCUACUACGAGACGCGGGCAGUGACCCUGGCCGACCUGCGACGAUACACCGAUGACAACGGCAUCACCGUCGACGACGACACGUUCACCCUGCUGCUCGAGAAAGCAAGAGUUAACAUGAGGAGACACAUAGACUACUUCCUAGAGACGUCGCUGCAAUCGAUGCGUAUCGUCGUCAAUGGCGUUGUCUGCGUGGUGGCCGCUGCGUGCGUCGUGCCGCUCCGCCACUGCAUCCGUUCUCUCCUGCCACGAUGGCCGCCACCCUGCAGACUUAUUAGAGUGGCAGUGCGUGGAAUGGCACAGUCGCGGACGCUGCGUGCGACGCAUGCUAGUUCUAAGUAA
Messenger RNA from Priapulus caudatus, 657 nucleotides. Its product is annotated as cyclin-J-like. Bases 1 to 657 code for a protein of 218 amino acids. Gene Ontology annotation, biological process: regulation of cyclin-dependent protein serine/threonine kinase activity; mitotic cell cycle phase transition. The record is from RefSeq and is a predicted model, not a curated record. Gene Ontology annotation, molecular function: cyclin-dependent protein serine/threonine kinase regulator activity. The transcript has 5 exons. Lineage: Eukaryota; Metazoa; Priapulida; Priapulimorpha; Priapulimorphida; Priapulidae. Gene Ontology annotation, cellular component: cyclin-dependent protein kinase holoenzyme complex; nucleus; cytoplasm.